Messenger RNA from Aspergillus nomiae NRRL 13137, 4689 nucleotides. RefSeq lists its product as uncharacterized. NCBI's taxonomy places the organism in Eukaryota, Fungi, Ascomycota, Eurotiomycetes, Eurotiales, Aspergillaceae. The transcript has 8 exons. Bases 1 to 4689 code for a protein of 1562 amino acids. Gene Ontology annotation, cellular component: cytoplasm. Gene Ontology annotation, biological process: amino acid activation for nonribosomal peptide biosynthetic process; fatty acid biosynthetic process; secondary metabolite biosynthetic process. Gene Ontology annotation, molecular function: phosphopantetheine binding; 3-oxoacyl-[acyl-carrier-protein] synthase activity. The record is from RefSeq and is a predicted model, not a curated record.
AUGACUUCCCUCACGCCCAUGCCCUUCCUUUCUGGGCCAGCCAUGAUGGCAAACCGGGAGCACUUUCGGAGUCAGGAGCCGGUUGGAGAUCUCACUGCCGUCAUAGCCUUAUCAAAGGUUCAGCAAGCUUUGUGGCUGGACUAUCUCCGUCGGCCCCAUGCCUCACAUUACCAUCUGACGCUCUUUCUCAACUUGGAAGAGCUCAACCCGACGCUAGACAAGAUCUUGCAAGUGAUCCAUGCUCUUGGCCAACAACAUGAAAUGCUUCGAACGACCUUUCACCUUGAUCACAGGUCAGAUGAUAUCAACCAGUCUUACAUGGCCGUCCAUAGUCCUGUCGGCUCUUUCCAGAAAUUUGAGAUUGUCCAGGACCCAGAUAGUGUAUCCUCAACCCUGCGUCGGAGCUUUGAUCUGAGUACGGAAUUUCCAGUCAGAUGGGUUAUCUUGCAGAAAAUGUCAGCAGACAAUGGCGUUCUCCGAUCACACUAUGAUCUUUAUAUUGUGGGCCACCACAUAGCAGUGGAUGGGUCGAGCAUGAGCUACCUGUCUCAAUGCAUCUUGAAGCAGCUUGAUCCAAAAUUGAAUAGUUCCACGGACACAGAUGCUUUGCCUCACUCACCAACCUACGGCCAGUUUGUGCAGAAGCAAGAUGCAUUUCUUCGAGGCCAAUCUGUGAAAGCUGCGCAGGAAUUUUGGAUGUCCCAAUUGACACAUACUGUGCCGUUUGAGUGGGCGGCACCAAGGCCUAGCGAGAAUAAGGAUUAUCGAGUUAUGAAUACUUGGGCCUCAUUUACAAAUCAGGAGUUGAAGGCUUGGAGCAGCUUGUAUAAAACCUCUUGGUUUCGCAUCGCCUUCUCGAUAGUAGGAUUGAUGACAUCGGGGAUCGCCAAACCCACUCCACACCACGACCACGCUCUUCUAGUCGCAUUGGGUGGGAGACCACAAGGCUACGAAGCCUGUGUGUCUCAUAUGGCGAAUACGAUGCCAAUUAGAACUCCUGUCUCGUCACUUCUCCAGCGUCGAGCUACUUUUGUCGAUGCAGUCAAAGAGAUGGGCCGCUCCAUAUCAACCGCCAAGAAGCAUGAGAUGUUCCCCUUUGUGUCUCUUGUUGAAACGGCCAGGGAGACUAUGAGCGACAAGAUGCUGGACUUCAAAGUGUCCGUGACUUUCUCCCCGAAGCUAGCAGACGAUAACUGCACCAUCUACCCAGUUGAAGGUGUUUGGGAUCUGUUUUUCUGUUUCCUUGAAACCCAGAAUGGGGUCGAUUUGGGUGUUAUAAGCAACCCAGCGGUGUUUGACUCCGUGGCGAUCGAGACUAUGCGGACGCAAUUCAUGGAGACCGUCAAACUAUCGCAAGAGAAUCCCAACUUCCAUGUUGAUGAGCUGCCUUAUCUCCAAGCCCAUACUGCCGCCAACAUCAUUUCCGGACCUACAGUAGAUGCUGUGGACGCGAUCAGCGCAUCGAGGGUGCAUACGUGGAUCGAAGCUCGAUGUGCCGCUCAGCCAGAUGCCGUUGCUCUUUCCUGUGCUGAAAAUAACCAGCAAAUGACAUACGGUGAGCUUGAUAGGGCGACGAACAAGAUUGCUCAUUAUCUGUGUGACAAAGGAAUCGCAGCAGGUGAGACGGUGGCGGUGCAUAUCGAUCGAGGAUUCACACUUCUACUAUGGAUCAUCGGUAUCCUCAAGGCGGGAGGCUGUUUCGUCGUGGUCGAUAAAGGAUUGCCCACAAGUCGCCGGCAGUCAAUUCUCCGUACUUGUGAACCCGCUUAUCUCGUCACCGACACUGCCACAGCUGAUGAACUUCUGUCGCAUGUUGACAAGGCCCCAUCAGUCAUUGUAUUGGAUGCUCUAUUUGAGGGCGAACUUGCGAGCUAUCCACCGACACAUUGUAAUGGGCAGACUACAGCAGAUAAUGACUUGGCAUACAUGGUCUUCACCUCUGGUUCUACCGGACAGCCCAAGGGCAUCAUGGUGGAGCACGCGAAUGUGGCCCACUACGUAAGUGCAGCUCGCAGCUUAGUCCAUGUUGGCCCUGGUAGUAGGGUUCUCCAGUUCGCCUCAUUCGCCUUUGAUGCAUCGAUACUUGAGUGGGCGGUCACGCUAUCCUAUGGCGCUACUCUUUGCUUCGUUGAGCACCCCAGUCUGCUAGUUGGCGAUUAUCUAGCCGACGUCCUGGAGAUGAACCGUAUCAACUUCUUCCAUACCACCCCAUCAGUGCUCGCAACUAUUCCAAUCAGCAAACCGCUUCCGAACUUGAGGUUAAUCUCCGUUGGGGGGGAGGCAUCCUCUGCCGGAUUGUUACGAGCAUGGCGACGGAAAGUGAGCCUCCUACAUGCAUAUGGACCAACUGAAACCACGGUGAUCGUCACCUCAGAACCAAUCCCCGAAGAUCCUGAGAGUUCGGAGAGUCCGUCUCCUUCUGUGAUCGGCAAGCCGUUCCCAAAUUCCGAUGUCGUGAUCUGCAGUGAAGGCUCAGAUGUGCCUUUGCCCAUUGGGGAAACGGGCGAGAUUUGCAUCUUUGGGCCCCAGGUUUCUCGGGGAUACAAAGGCCAGGACGAGCUCACCGCCACCAAAUUCCGCACAAUUGAGCUCCACGGUCGCACCGGGCGUCUUUAUCGCAGUGGAGAUCGAGGCUCGCUGACUGCUGACGGCAAAGUAUUGAUCGGUGGUCGGAUGAACAACCGGGAGAUCAAGCUCCGUGGCUACCGCAUGGACCUGUAUGAGAUCGAGAAGAGCAUUCUGGACCACAGUCCGGAAGUCAUGCUGGUUUCUGUACAAGUCAUGGAUGGCUCCCUGGUUGCCUUCGUCACUCCAGAAACCGUCGAUUGCAAUAUUGUCCGCGGGAGGCUGAUGGAAGAUGUGCCCUCUUACUCUGUUCCCACUAACAUCCAUGCUGUCGCGGAGCUUCCGCUGAAUACGAAUGGCAAAGUUGAUCAUUCCGCGGUGGCCGAAAAAGUUCGCAUUCCUACGGCCGUAGUAUCCAAACCUGGUUCUCUGCCCACAACCCCAAAGACACCGACCACCAAAGCGAAGGAGAGGAAGCUUGAUGCUGAUCAAGUAAGGGCUUCUUUGGCGUCUAUCGUAUCCCUAAUGUGGGUCGAUGUCUUAGGGCUAUCCAAGCCCCCCGCGGAAGAUGUCAAUUUCUUUGAUGCUGGUGGACACAGUAUCCUCCUCGUGCAGCUGCACAAGCGAAUUAAUGAGCGAUUCCCCGGGGCUGGUGUCCGCCUUCUGGACUGCUUUCAGCAGACAACUAUCGACAAGCAGGCGGCUUUUCUGGCAGGCCUCGUCAACUUCGAAUCCAGUCCCCCUUCGACAUCGUCCACAGAUAUGGGUCCUAGUCCCAGCGCAUCCGGUACUUCGACUCCUACAUCUUCCAUCGGCUCAUUUAAUCGACUAGAUGAGAAGUUCGCGGUUGUUGGCUUGGCUGGCCGCUUCCCUGGCGCGGACAAUAUAGAGCAAUAUUGGGAUCUUUUGAUGGACCGCGGCGAUGGAAUCACCACCACACCUAAUGCAGCAGCCCAUGGCAACUUGGACAUUGAUACAGAUGAAGUAUUUGUUCCCCGCUAUGGCACUAUAAAUGGUCUAGAUGACUUUAACCCUGGUGACUGGGGCCUCUCAGAGGAGGAAGCAAAGACUUUGGACCCGCAGAAGCGCAUAUUCCUUAAUGUAGCAUCUGAAGCGCUGAUAGAUGCCGGCGUCGAACUGUUCAAGAAAGAGGAGAAUAAAGUCGGAGUGUUCAUUGGUGCUGCUGCCAAUUCGUACAUUCAUGACCCAAAUACUCCGGCUCCCUGCUCUGCAUUCAAGCGGCGAUAUCGGACCCUCCUUGACGAGAACAUAUCCACGUUCACUUCGUACAAGCUCAAUCUGACGGGGCCCAACGUGACGCUGAAUACUGCCUGCGCCAGCUCUCUUGUAGCAUUGCAUGUGGGCUUGAAUGCACUCCGUGGUGGUGAGUGCGAGGCUGUCCUCAUUGGCGGAACGUCGGUUGUGUACCCUCAGGAAGGAGGUUAUAUUACAUCCCCUGGGCAAGUCUUCUCCGCCAGCGGCGAGUGCCGCCCCUUUGAUAGCCGUAGUGAUGGGUCUGUUCCAUCUGACGCUGUCGCUGCCGUGGUUGUGAAGCCCCUACAUGCGGCCGUGCGAGAUGGAAACACGAUUUACUCCGUCAUCGAGGGGCAUGCCGUCGGUACAGACGGCGCAAUAGAUAAGGCUGGCUUCACUGUGCCUUCCAGCACUGGUCAAGCUCGCACAAUCGAGCAUGCCAUCCAGUCCAGCGGUAUCUCGGCAGAGACAAUCAAGUACGUCGAGAUGCACGGAUCAGGUACUAGCAUGGGAGACGCGCUGGAGCUUGACGGUCUCCGCAAGGCAUUCGACUCCGUCAGUGUUCCACAUGGCUCCCGCAUCUAUGUGGGCUCAAACAAGGGCAACUGCGGCAACUCGGAGACUGCAUCUGGCUUGAUGAGCGUCAUCAAGGCAUCUCUGUCAUUGGCUCGCGGGGUGGUUCCUCCUCUCCGCGAGCUCGGUGAGACAAAUCCUUCAUGCGACUUCACCGGCCGAUUCCGUCCAUUGACAAGCACCCUGAAGCUAGAUGCUGCCGAUCGAAUCGGAGUAACCUCACUGGGUUAUGGAGGUACCAAUGCCCACAUUAUUCUUGCCCCCCCGGCGCAGAACCGGGUAGGGCCCAUGAACUGA